AUGGCUCUGUGCGGGGGAGUCGGAGCCAUGGCUUUGCCCAGUGAGCUUAUUGUCCACAUAUUCUCCUUUCUGUCGGAUCGAGACAAGCUCAGGGCCUCCACCGUGUGUACGCGCUGGAGGGAGUGUCUCUUCUACCCUGCGCUGUGGACCGAGCUCAAACUGCGGAUUGGUGGAGGCUCCAGCUCCGAGGAGACUCCCAAGCUGGAGUUUCUUAUGCGCAAAUUCGGCUCCUUCGUGCGGGAGCUGCAGCUGGAGCUCGCCCCGCUGGAAGGCUCUCUGAACACGGACACAUCUGCUGCAAGAAUGGAGCCCUCUCCGCGCUGCAAAGACGCCAUGAUCACCUUUGUCAACCAGGUGUUAUGUGUUUUCACCAGCGUCAGGAAUAAUAGAAACCUCCAGCGGCUGCGUCUGUAUGGGGACACCUGUGUUCUUCAACAAGAGGGACUGUUGGACAGUUCCAACCUCCACCAAAUGGAGCAGGGGGACAAAAAGAUCAACGAAAUCCAGCAAUUGUUCAUGGAGUUUUUGUCCAAUAGCCGGCAGCUCCGAUGGCUUUCAUGUAGCUUCAUGCUUGGUCUAGUGACCUCCAACUCUCUUGCCUGUCUGUCCAACCACUCAGCAGAAACUCUGCAACAUCUAAGUUUACUGGACCACCAACUUGGACCACUUAUCGCACCGUCAGAGUUGGCUAGGCUUUCAAGUCUUCAGUCACUUGCUCUAGAUUUUUCUGAUUUGACUUCAGAGCUUUGUGGUUUGCUGGCAUCUCCACAGCGCACUCCUUUGUAUCGUCUCUCACUUUUGCUCAAUGGUGCAGCUCUAGAAUAUAAACCCUUAGAAGGGAUAGCAACAGAUGAUGACUGGAAGGCACUAGUCCGUUCUAGCACUAAUCUGAGAGUCUACAUCAUGGCACUUGAAGUAGUCAGUUCGGAGCUCCUGCGGGUCCUAAAACCCAGUCUCCCGUUAGAGCGCCUCCACCUGGACAGCUACAGCACCAUUGUGACUGACGCCACUUUGGAGCUGGUUUCUCAGCAGUACAACAAAACCCUGACUCACUUUCUUCUUCUGAGAGACGAUCCUGACUUUCCUGACCUCAGCAUCAAUCGCAACGAGGAUCCUUUGGUCCUCAUGGCUUGGAGGUGUACUAAGUUGGCUGUAUUGGUCUUGCAUGGAUACACUGUCUGGUCUCAUAACCUAGUAGCCAUCUCCCGCCUGCGAGGAUCCAGCCUUCGGGUCUUGACGGUGUCUGAAGAAAGCAUCGACUUUGACCCUGACCAGUCGAUGUGCAUGGAAGGUGACCCGGUUCAUAAUCUGGUUAAAGAGGUGUCCCUGGGCCUUGGACGCGUCUGGCACCCAUGUCUGGAUUCUAAUCUAGUUUUAUCUGAACCCACCCAACAUUUUCACCAAGAGGUGCAUGCCUUCAGCGUGGGCGUGUAG
Knipowitschia caucasica is the source of this 1434-nucleotide messenger RNA. NCBI's taxonomy places the organism in Eukaryota, Metazoa, Chordata, Actinopteri, Gobiiformes, Gobiidae. The record is from the annotation of a GenBank genome assembly.